AUGGUUGCCUACAAGGACAUCCAGAUUUCUAACGCUCUUAUUAACGAUGCAAACGCGCCCCGUGUGGCCGUCUUCGUGGGAGGAACUUCUGGCAUCGGCAAGCUCACACUCCGCGCCUUAGUCGCGACAGGUACUAGUCUGCGAAUAUAUCUCAUCGGACGCCCGAGCUCUGAAGUGCGCACUCGUACCUUCGUCCAAGAACUACAGAGCAUCAAUGCAAACGCCGAAGUCAUAUGGGUCGAAGCCGAAGUAUCACUUCUCGCGGAAGCCAAGAAAGCAUGCGAGUUGAUCAAGAGCAAGGAAUGUCACAUCGACUUGCUCUUUCUUACAACGGGAUAUGCACCUUUUGGCAUCCGCCAAGAGACCUCUGAAGGAAUAGAAAUCUCUCAAGCUCUGUCAUACUACGCACGCGUCCUUUUCAUCCUGCAUCUUCUUCCUCUCCUGAAGAAGGCUGAGAACCCGCGCGUUGUAAAUGUCCUGGGAGGCGGCCUUGAACGAACGACCAGCAUCAACGUUGACGACAUCGAUCUUAAGAAUCCUGGCAGCUUCGGCUUCACAACCGCACAGCCGCACUACCUGACCCUGAACACUGUCUUUCUGGACAAGCUUGCAACUGGGCACACCGAUGUGACAUUCAUCCAUUCCUGGCCGGGCUGGGUGAACACAGGUAACGUGUGGAGAGGCCUGGACGCGAAUCAGUCGAUUCUGUCGUGGGCCAUUUGGGCGUUCCUUGAUCCAUUGAUCCGUUUACUGUCUUUCACGGACGAGGAAGCUGGCCAGAGGCAUCUUUACAUCUGCACGAGUGCUGCGUUUGGUGGCUGCGGUGUACCGUGGUCGGGAAAAGCUGGUACAAGUACGACAGGGAGAGUGGACGAAGGCCUGUUCCUCACCAACUAUAAAUGCGAAUCUACUACGAACACUAAAGUUAUUCCCGCUCUAAGGGCAAAAGCGACGCCGAGCGUUUGGAAGCAUACGCAUGAGGUACUGAAACCUUAUAUGUGA
Messenger RNA from Didymosphaeria variabile, 1002 nucleotides. RefSeq lists its product as uncharacterized. NCBI's taxonomy places the organism in Eukaryota, Fungi, Ascomycota, Dothideomycetes, Pleosporales, Didymosphaeriaceae. The transcript has a single exon. Gene Ontology annotation, biological process: secondary metabolic process. The record is from RefSeq and is a predicted model, not a curated record. The coding region runs from base 1 to 1002 and encodes 333 amino acids.